Messenger RNA from Cynara cardunculus var. scolymus (artichoke), 1709 nucleotides. RefSeq names its product berberine bridge enzyme-like 8. The record is from RefSeq and is a predicted model, not a curated record. Lineage: Eukaryota; Viridiplantae; Streptophyta; Magnoliopsida; Asterales; Asteraceae. The transcript has a single exon. Gene Ontology annotation, molecular function: FAD binding; oxidoreductase activity. The coding region runs from base 1 to 1587 and encodes 528 amino acids.
AUGUCUCUUCUUGCACUUAUCUUUGUCUUCCUCUUUGGCCACUCUUUGGCAACCUCAAAUGAUGCCCAUCAGAACUUCAUCCAAUGCCUACUCAGUUCAAAUGAACUUACUACUCCCAUCGCCGGAGCAAUCUACUCUCCGGCCAACUCCUCCUUUCCGACUGUCUUGCAAGCAUACAUUCGUAACCUCCGGUUCAACGAAUCCACCACCCCGAAACCGGAGCUAAUCGUAACUGCAUUAGACCUUUCUCACGUUCGGGCCUCCAUCAAAUGCGCUAAAAAGCACAAGUUAUUGAUGAAAACUAGAAGUGGUGGCCAUGACUACGAAGGUCUAUCGUAUGUUGCUGAUGACCCUUUCUUUAUCCUGGACUUGUUCAACUUCCAGUCGAUCAACGUCUCCAUUGAAGAAGAGACUGCAUGGGUUCAAGUAGGUGCCACCCUCGGAGAACUUUACUACAGGAUCGCCGAGAAAAGCAACACUCAUGGCUUCCCUGCCGGAGUUUGCCCUACGGUUGGUGUUGGUGGCCAUUUCAGCGGUGGAGGAUACGGUAACAUGAUGAGAAAGUACGGUCUUUCUGUUGAUAAUAUCAUCGAUGCUCAACUCAUUGACGUCAAUGGAAAACUUCUGGAUCGAAAAUCAAUGGGUGAAGAUCUAUUUUGGGCCAUCACCGGUGGCGGAGGAGUGAGUUUCGGAGUCGUUAUAUCAUACAAAGUAAAAAUAGUCCGAGUUCCGGCAACCGUAACUGUAUUUGAAGUGACGAGAACAUCGGAACAAAAUGUCACCGACGUCGCCCACCGGUGGCUACAAGUCGCCGACAAAUUAGACAACAAUCUCUUCAUCCGAAUGAUCUUCAACGUGGUCAACGACACAAAUGGUGUGAAAACAAUACGUGCACGAUUUCCCAGCUUGUUCCUUGGCAACUCCACAACCCUAAUAAGUCUCAUGGACCAAAGCUUCCCAGAGUUAGGGUUACAGAUUUCAGACUGUACACAAAUGAACUGGACCCAAUCAGUUCUUUGGUACUACAGCUUCCCCCCUGGUUCACCAGACGAAACUCUACUCAGCCGAAUCCCACGAUCUCUCACACACCUGAAAAGAAAGUCCGAUUACGUAAAACGACCAAUUUCGAAACAAGGAUUAAGGCUCAUCUUCAAGAAGAUGAUAGAGUUAGAACGUCCAGGGUUAACUUUCAAUCCUUAUGGUGGACGAAUGAGUGAGAUUUCCGAGUUCGCUAAACCCUUCCCGCAUCGAGCUGGGAACAUUGCAAAGAUUCAAUACGCAUUGGAUUGGAGCGAAGAUGGGGUGGAUGCAGCAAACCGGUACAUAAACCUGACUAGGGUUUUGCAUGAAUUCAUGACUCCAUUUGUGUCAAAGUCUCCGAGAGAAGCUUUCUUGAAUUACAGGGAUUUGGACAUCGGUGUUACUGACAAUGGUAAGAACAGGUUUCUAGAAGGAACUGUUUAUGGGGUUAAGUACUUCAAAGAGACCAAUUUCAGGAGGCUGGUGAAGGUGAAGACGAUGGUGGAUCCUGAUAACUUCUUCAGAAAUGAGCAAAGUAUACCAACUUUGCCAUCUUGGAGGAAGUAAAUUAAAUUAAAUUGAUCGAGUCACCUUUUGACUCAUUGGCUUGUAUAAUUUACUUGGAUAAUUCAGUUUGUAAAGCUUCGUAAUAAUUAUUUGAAAUAUAAGAAUAAGACUUCUUUUAUGAA